Molecule: messenger RNA, 2451 nt
Organism: Nicotiana tabacum (common tobacco)
Lineage: Eukaryota; Viridiplantae; Streptophyta; Magnoliopsida; Solanales; Solanaceae
Product: subtilisin-like protease SBT2.5
Biological process (GO): proteolysis
Molecular function (GO): serine-type endopeptidase activity
Source: RefSeq, a predicted model, not a curated record
AUGGCAGCCAUUUUCACCUUCAUUGCCCUCUCAUUUAUCAUUAUAUGGGAGCCCUUAAUGGCAAAUGCAAAAAUCUUUAUAGUUCUAAUGGAAGAUGACCCUUUUGUAUCUACAAAAUCAAAGAAUUUUGAAGAUUUUGAUAUCUACAAGGAAACGUUAAGAAAACAACAUGACAUGCUUCUAGAAAAUCUCCUUGAAAGAAGUGUGUAUACCAAAGUUUACAGCUACACUCAUUUGAUCAAUGGAUUUUCCAUUCAUUUGACAUCUCAUGAGGCCCUUGAUAUUCUAGAGAAUGCAGAAGGUGUUAGAGCCAUUUAUGAAGAUGUGAAGAUGAAGAAGUUGACAACACAUACACCUGACUUUUUAGGAAUUCCUGCUAGUGUCUGGCCUAAAUUAGGUGGUGCUACGGCUUCAGGGGCAGGAGUUGUGAUUGGAAUGAUUGAUACAGGAAUCAAUCCAUUCCAUCCGAGCUUUUUGGCUCAAGCAUCAAAUGGUGAUCGCCGGGGUGUAGUUGUGAAAAGUGGAAAGUUCAAAGGGAAGUGUGUGACUGGGGAUAGAUUCCCUGAAACAGCCUGCAACAACAAGAUAGUUGGAGCACAAUAUUUUGCAAGAGCUGCAACUGCUGCUGGUGAAUUCAACGCCUCUCGUGACUAUGCUUCCCCUUUUGAUGCUGAUGGACACGGAAGCCAUACAGCGUCAACUGCAGCAGGAAAUCAUAAUGUUCCUGUCAUCGUCAACCAUUUCAACUACGGUUAUGCAAGUGGUAUGGCUCCAGGAGCAGGGAUUGCAGUGUAUAAGGCCAUGUACUCUUUCGGAGGUUUCAUGUCAGAUGUUGUGGCUGCAGUAGAUCAGGCAGUGGAAGAUGGAGUGGAUAUAUUAAGCCUUUCUGUAGGGCCAGCAAAUGUCCCUUCCGGUCCUUCUGCUUUCCUCAAUGUUCUUGAAAUGCAGCUUUUAUUUGCCACAAGAGCUGGUGUGCUGGUUGUUCAAGCUGCUGGAAAUGGUGGUCCUUCUUCAACUUCCAUUCUUUCCUUUAGUCCCUGGAUCACAAGUGUUGCUGCCUCCACUACAGAUCGUAGAUAUAAUAAUUCAAUUGUUCUAGGCAAUGGACAGAGCUUCUCUGGCAGUGGUCUUUCACCCCCAACGCAUUCAGGAACGUAUUUCCAACUUGCUGCUGCAUCUGAUGUUUGUAAAGGGAACACUACCUCUGGCCUCUUGACAGUUGAGAGCUGCCAAGAGACAGAAACAUUCAUCCGAACUUUAGUUCAUGGGAAGAUAGUGAUAUGCACAUACACUUUUGAUUUUGAAUCAGAGACGGCAAGCAUAGCCACUGUUGCUGAUACAAUACAAAAAAUUGGGGCUGCUGGCUUUGUACUGACAAUGGAUCCUGAUAUUGGCUCUGAACAAAUUAAGGGAGCCACAAUGACCUUGUCGGUACCUGGUCUAAUCUUAAACAACAUGGAGGCCUCUACGGCUCUGCGCGAAUAUUAUAACUCCAACACAUUACGAAGUAGAAGUGGAAGGGCUAUUAGUUUCAGAGCUACAGCAAGAAUUUUGGACGGGAGACAAGCUAGUUAUACCAAGCAGGAUCCAGUUGUGGCAUCGUAUUCAUCUAGAGGUCCUGAUGUGAACAAUGCAUUCUUAGACACUGCUGAUGUCCUUAAACCAAACAUCAUGGCUCCAGGUUCCUCGAUAUGGGCUUCCUGGAGCCCUACUAGUGAAGGAGAUCGAUACAUCAAAGGACAAAAUUUUGCACUACUAUCUGGAACAAGCAUGGCUACACCACACAUUGCUGGAAUCGCUGCUCUAAUUAAACAGAAGCACCCGGGAUGGACACCUGCUGCCAUUACAUCCGCAAUGAUGACAACUGCAGAUGUAACUGGGCAGUCAAAUGCCCCUAUUUUAGCUCAACAAACCAACCAGCUAACUCCUGCUACUCCAUUUGAUUUUGGAUCCGGACUUGUCAAUCCUUCCCGAGCCAUUGACCCUGGACUUGUUUUCAAGGCAGGGUUUAAACACUAUGUACUGUUUUUAUGUUCAGUUCCAGGAGUCGAUGAAAUGUCUGUAAGACGAGCAGUUGGAGUUGGAUGCCCGAACAAGAAAAAAGCAUGGUGCUCGGAUUUAAACACGCCGAGUGUGACAAUAUCAAAUUUGGUAGGCUCAAGAAAUGUGAUCAGGAGGGUGACUAACGUAGGUGGUGUAGAUGAAAAGUACCAGGUGAUCGUGAAAGAGCCUCUGGGCGUGAGCGUUUCUGUAGCGCCACAAGUUUUUAAGAUAAUGGCCAAUGCUUCAAGACAUAUUACAAUUGUCCUAAAUGCAACUCAGACAACCAAUGUUUACUCAUUUGGAGAAAUCGUGUUCGAAGGUAACCAAAACCAUAGAGUUCGAGUGCCUUUGGCAGUGUUUGUAAGCAGCACUUUACAUUCAUGAUGCUCUUGUAUAUGUUUUCAAUAA